Molecule: messenger RNA, 1938 nt
Organism: Racocetra fulgida
Lineage: Eukaryota; Fungi; Glomeromycota; Glomeromycetes; Diversisporales; Gigasporaceae
Source: the annotation of a GenBank genome assembly
AUGGACGAACCUCAACUAUCUCAACUAACACAAAACUCUGGAAAUACGUUUGAAACAUGUGUUAUAAACACGGCGACCUUAGAAGAACACGAUCUUUAUACGCAAUCAGUCCCUGACACGAGCGGGCAAGAAAUUUUGUUAGCAUUCUUAUCAGACUCUUUACCAGCCCAACGAGAUUUAGUGAAUAAUGACUGGUGUAAGGAUUACCUAAAUCGACUUACUUCAUUAUCCUUAGAAUCACUUAAACACGAACCGAUACUAGUAGAAGAUGAACAAUCGAAAAUACAAAAAGAGUUAGCAGAGCUUUCUUUUCGGGAAUACAAGUCGUGUAUUCACGCUAAUACGUGUUCAACUGAAAUCAAUUCCUCUCUCGAUAACCUAAAUUUGCAUUUAUCGACAUUGACUUCCACAAUUCCGUUAUUAGAAAACUCAUGUACAUCCUUUUUACAAGAAACAAAUCAAAUUAUUCAACAACGUGGCAAGAUCAAUACAAUUCUGGAAUAUCACGAUAAUUUACUUGAAAUUUUAGACAUCCCACAAUUAAUAGAUACAUGUGUUCGAAAUGGUCUUUAUUCUGAAGCAAUGGAUCUGUCUGCUCAUGUUGCGAGACUAGUCUCAAGGUAUUCUACAAUCCCAAUAAUUCAACAUAUUGAACGAGAUGUGAAACAGACGAUGCAACUCAUGUUAUCAAAGUUAAUAACUCUCUUGAGCCAACCAAUUAAAUUACCAAGUUGUCUAAAAGUAAUUGGCUAUCUGAGGCGUAUGGAGGCGUUUGAUGAGGCUGAAUUAAGACUAGUAUUUUUACUUUCCAGAGACGCAUACUUGCGAUCGUUAAUCUGUACUAUUGAUAAUGAAAAAAAAGAUCCUGUUUAUUACUUGAAAAAAUACAUUGAUAUAUUUAGAGAAAAUUUUUUCGAUAUUGUUACACAGUAUCGUUCUAUAUUUUCUGAUGAAGGUGGUGCUUUAGCAUCGACACCUUUAUAUUCAUCACUUAUGAUGCCUCCUACGCCAUCAUCACCUUGGAUAUCUUCUUCGUUAUCAGACAUAAAUGCUAAUUCUUUAGGAAGGCGUACUAUGACAGCAGCAACAGCCAUUUCUGAUUAUACAAUUCAUAUUCUUGGACAAUUAACAUCAGUACUUGCGGAAUUUACUCCUUUAAUUUCUGAUACAUCAUCUCUUUCAUCUAUAUUAACACAACUUAUGUACUGUGGAAUGUCACUUGGAAGAGUUGGUGUUGAUUUUCGACAUCUUGUUACAGGAUAUUUUGAGACAGCUGUUGACCGGAUAAUAAGAAAGAUGAUCACAGACGGAACACAAGAAUUCUGUGACGAUUUGAAACGGGCUACUAAAAAUGUUGAGUUGCCUAGUACGUGGAUGAUUGGUGAUAAGAAAUCAUCAACCUUAUCGGAUUUACGUCCAUCAUUAGGUUCAUCUUCAUCGACACCUACAACUUCUUCAUUCACUCCUUUAAUUAUUCUAUUGGAUUACCCACCACUUGCAUAUUUAACAAAUGCUUAUUUGGCGGCUUUUAAUUCCUUACGUUUAGUAGCUCCGGUAUCUUUGUUUCAUCCACUUGGAAAACACCUUUCGCAAAGUCUUAUGCUUAUCACUGAUUUAUUACACGAAUAUGGUGAUACUCUCGUUAAGCAUGAUCAUGAUAUUACCGUGCUACAAGGAUUUAACGCGACGUUUGCUCAAAGUUUUGUGCCUUUUAUCUCAAGAUGUUUUGUUGAAGGUGUUUAUGGAGGAUUGAUGGACGGAGAUGGCGUAAAUCAUCCUGAGAUUAUCGAUAAAUAUAAAAUUUUGGAUGCUCUUAAAGACUUUUUACCCGCUCCAAGGGUCUCCACCUUUAAUUUAACAGACGACGACAAUUCAAGUAAUGAUGCACCAAAAAAUGAUAUUGUCAUAGACGAAACUAAUAAUACCAACGAAGAAUAG